This is a messenger RNA of Meloidogyne enterolobii, 350 nucleotides long. The record is from the annotation of a GenBank genome assembly. NCBI's taxonomy places the organism in Eukaryota, Metazoa, Nematoda, Chromadorea, Rhabditida, Meloidogynidae.
CCCCUUUGGAAUUUGGACAAGUCGAAUGUCCGGAUGAAAUGGAAUGCCAUUACCACUGCUGGGGUCUGCUCGAGUGGGAAAAUCCCAUUUUUUGCUCUAUGGAACAACCCAAUAUUGUUUUAGGGUCUACAACCCCGUCCGCCCCAACAACUACUGCCAAUAGUCGUUUUACUGUCACUCAACACAUAUAUAUCGUACAUUUCACUCAGGGAUUAAUUCUAUUUUUGAUUUUUGUUUUGAUUUGUUUUGUUUAUUUUACCCGCCGAACUGUUCCUGCCCGUCCUAUUCCCAAAAAUCGUCCCAAACCUAACUUUUCUCUUCCAAAACCUCUCCUUAUUUCCGCAGUUUAA